UUCAAACCCCUCCAGAAAUACAUCCGCCUAUCUCUGUUCAGGCUGGGAGUUUUAAAAAAAUCAACUACACCCUGCUAAAUAUGAGCCUAAAUUAAGUCACUUUAUAAACGCCAGCAUCCACAGCCGGGUACGAGCCAAGCCACCUCUGUUUCACCGGACACCAAGGAAAAAGAGCUAGACGUGGAAUGAUUUUUCUUCACAUUGUUGUCUAAGGGAGGGGUAUGGCCCUGAGAACGUCUCCUUUUCCCAACUGGUUUGUUGCAGCGAUCCAUGCAAUAAGCUGGGUACUAAUUGCACCUUGUUUCUGGUUUUUGGAUCGGUUUAUUGCCUCAUGGAAGUCCACAACUUUGGAGGCAGAUCAGCGUGAGGAGCAGGAAUGUUACCUUCGUCCUCUAGAAGUUUUUUUUGGCUCAAUCUUCUUUUUUAUUCUUUUUCUGAUUGCGUGUCCCUUUGCCUUCAUUGGCUUCUUACUAUGGGCACCGCUUCAGGCUUGUCGUAGACCAUUUUCUUACCAUAAAGAAACAAAAAUCUCAAAAAAAGAGAGCAACUUCAAAUUGACAGAGAAGACCUCAUUUGGAUUUGCCACUGCUAAUUUGUGUCUUUUACCGGACAGUCUGGCUCGCUUCAACAACCUUGGGCACACACAGCGCAGAGCAACGGCUAUUGGUCAACGUAUUGCACAUAGUGUUCAUCGCCCACAAAUUCGUAUCAUUGUAGAGUCUCCGAGCAGCUGUGGCACCCUCAGCCCCUCUGUAAGCAUACUCUCUGACGCUAACUCACCAUGUUCUGAGGCUGCAAGUAAACAAAUAGCUCAAGCAGAUGGUAACUAUGGCUCCACUGACAAUCACUGCACAGCUUCACAGCCUUCAAGCGUGGAGGCAGUCGUACCAGGCAAUGACACGGACGAACAAUUGACAGACUCUCCAACUACCCCACUAAAUUCAAAUCAAAAUUCCAACCAGCAAGACGGACCCCCUGCUCUACUCAGUCGAGGCCAGAGCACAGAGGAUAAUGUAAUCUGGGAAGUAUCAUCAUUAUUUCCAACUAAUUUGGAUGUAGUCUGUCUGGAAGAGGUGUUUGAUAAAAGAGCAGCACAAAAGCUCAUAAAUGCACUUAAGCCAGUGUUUGGACAUAUUUUAUAUGAUGUUGGGGUGUACGCCUGCCAGCCUCCAUGCACAUGCUCCACUUUCAAAUUCUUUAACAGUGGCUUGUUUAUUGCGAGUCGCUUCCCAGUGCUGCAGGCUCAGUACCACUUUUUCCCAAAUAGCCGCGGGGAGGAUGCACUAGCUGCAAAAGGACUGUUGGCCACAAAGCUGCUUAUUGGGAAGAAUGAAGGACAAAAGGAUGUGGUUGGAUUUUUUAAUUGCACACAUCUUCACGCCCCUGAAGGUGAAGGAGAAAUUCGUUGUAUACAGUUAGAUAUGGUAACUAAGUGGAUUGCAGAUUUUCAAGCAGCAAACACUCUUCCAGAUGAAGAUGUGGUGUUUGAUGUUCUCUGUGGAGAUUUUAACUUUGACAACUGUUCUCCUGAUGACACGUUGGAACAAAAUCAUUCUCUGUUUGAGUUGUACAGAGAUCCAUGCAGAGCUGGUCCUGGAAAAGAGAAGUCUUGGGUGUUGGGAACACUGUUGGAGCAGCCCACGUUGUAUGAGGAAGAUGUGAAUUCCCCAGACAGUUUGCAAAGAACUCUUGGAGACGAGAAGUUGAGGAAGCAGUACAUUUCUCCUCCUGUCCCAGUUGCAGGACAACCCUUGGUUUACCCUGAAAAUGGUCAGCCUUGGAUUGGGCGCAGAAUUGACUACAUUUUGUACAGUCAAAGCUCACUGUCAAAACACUACAAAACGGAAAUAGAAGAGGUGCAUUUUAUAACUCAUUUGGCCGGACUUACAGAUCAUAUUCCCGUCAGUGUCAGACUUGGUGUAAAAAAGGACACAGAGACUAUUGAGGAAUGAAACUCAGGUUUACACAAAUAUAAUAAGGGAUAAGGGUAUGUAAGGGAAUACAUGUUUAACAGUAAUUUAUGCUUGAUUUUAUAUUUUAGGAAUUAAAAAAUUGCAAGGCCUUUUGAGGCCUUUCCACUUUUGUAUAAGAUGGUAUUUUUGUCUUUUUUAAAUUCAGCUUUUUAUACUGCAAUAAAUGGAAAAUGAUUUUUAACCUGUCAGCUUUGUAAACCUCACACAAAAUAAACAUGGCAUUUUAUACUGGA
This is a messenger RNA of Boleophthalmus pectinirostris (great blue-spotted mudskipper), 2206 nucleotides long. RefSeq names its product sphingomyelin phosphodiesterase 5 (gene smpd5). Lineage: Eukaryota; Metazoa; Chordata; Actinopteri; Gobiiformes; Gobiidae. Gene Ontology annotation, cellular component: extracellular region; cytoplasm. Gene Ontology annotation, biological process: sphingomyelin metabolic process. The transcript is spliced from 8 exons. Gene Ontology annotation, molecular function: sphingomyelin phosphodiesterase activity. The coding region runs from base 222 to 1952 and encodes 576 amino acids. The record is from RefSeq and is a predicted model, not a curated record.